CUCAUAUGCUCUGCCCUUCCCCUUGCCACCCACCCUACAUUGUUCCACUGUAGAGGUCCCUAGAGAGAGAAAAGCACUGCAGCCCCCCAAGUUUAGGGCAGCCCUACGGAGAGGAGAGAGAGAGCGAAGCAAAUUUUAGAGAGAGAAAAUGAAUUGAACGAAAAUAGAUGGUCGAUUCCCAUCAUCCAAUCCCAUGUGCUUCAACCUCUCUCCUGUCUUCUCUCCAAUCCACAAAUCUCUCUGAUCUUCUCUCUUCCAUCAAAAUUUCUCCUCAUUCUCUCUCUCUAUCUCUCCAAUUUCCCCAUAUCCAAAUUCCCAAAUUCCUGUUAGCUUUCUAGGGUUGUGAAAUUUUGUUGCAAAGCUAAAAAAAGCUGGUUAACAUUCACAGAUAUCCAUGUUAUUACCUCUGCUGAGAGGUUCCUCCCAAAUUCCCACCUUUUUUUCCGCCCCUUUUUAAACGAGAAACUGUUAAAGAAAAAAGAAAACUCUGAUCAAAUUUGUGCUUUCCCAUUUGUUUCUUGUUGUUGCUGUUGACUGUCCCGGCUCUGUGCCCAAGAACAGGGGCUGGCUUCGUAGAGAGAGAGAAAAAAAUUGGAGGUCUAGAGAGGGAAGGAGGGCGAUUAAUGUAGGGAAAAGGGGUUUUGAAGAUAGAGAUGUUGGCAAUGGAGAAGGAUUUUGAUGCCAAGUUGAAUGUUCAAGGCAACUCUUCUAAUGGUGGCAAUGUUCCGAGAUCCAAGAGCUUUGCCUUUCGCGCUCCUCAGGAGAAUUUUACAAUCCAGGAUUUUGAAUUGGGAAAGAUAUAUGGCGUUGGUUCAUAUUCGAAGGUUGUGAGGGCGAAGAAGAAGGACACAGGAACUGUAUAUGCAUUGAAGAUAAUGGACAAAAAAUUCAUUACCAAAGAGAAUAAAACUGCUUACGUGAAGUUGGAAAGAAUUGUCCUUGAUCAGUUGGACCAUCCUGGUGUUGUGAGACUAUUUUUUACCUUUCAGGACACUUUUUCUCUGUACAUGGCACUGGAGUCCUGUGAAGGUGGAGAACUUUUUGACCAAAUAACCAGGAAAGGUCGUCUGCCGGAGGAAGAAGCUCGGUUUUAUGCUGCAGAAGUCGUUGAUGCUCUUGAAUACAUACACAACAUGGGAUUGAUACACCGUGACAUCAAGCCUGAGAACUUGCUCCUCACUAGUGAUGGACAUAUCAAAAUAGCAGAUUUCGGGAGUGUGAAGCCUAUGGUGGAUAGUCGAAUUACCGUACUUCCAAACGCAGCAUCAGAUGAUAAAGCUUGCACGUUUGUUGGCACUGCUGCAUAUGUUCCUCCAGAAGUCCUAAAUUCCUCCCCUGCCACUUUCGGAAAUGACCUCUGGGCGCUGGGUUGCACCUUGUACCAGAUGCUUUCAGGGACUUCUCCAUUUAAGGAUGCAAGUGAAUGGCUUAUUUUCCAGAAGAUCGUAGCACGGGAUAUAAAAUUCCCCAGCUAUUUCUCGGAGCAAGCCAGGGAUGUCAUCGACCACCUAUUGGAUUUAGAUCCUGGCAAGAGACCGGGUGCCGGACCUGAGGGUUAUGCUUGUCUCAAGAAUCAUUCCUUCUUUGAGGGGGUUGAUUGGAAGAACAUAAGAACACAAACCCCUCCCAAGCUUGCUUUGGAAGCAUCUCAUUCGAACGAGAACGAAGAUGGCCAGGAGUCCUCUUGGAACCCUUCACAUAUCGGAGACGGUGUACCAAGAGCAAAUGAUGGGAACACUGGUUCUGCAUCAACUUCUGAAGGAUCAAACCACAUUACUCGGCUCGCGUCGAUAGACUCCUUUGAUUCAAAAUGGCAGCAAUUCCUUGAACCUGGAGAAUCUGUUCUUAUGAUCUCAAUGGUGAAAAAAAUUCAGAAGCUAACAAGCAAAAAGGUUCAGCUUAUUCUCACCAACAAACCAAAGUUGAUUUAUGUUGAUCCUUCAAAGCUCAUUGUGAAGGGGAAUAUCAUUUGGUCUGACAAUCCUAAUGAUCUCAACAUUCAAGUGACUAGUCCCUCAAAUUUCAAGAUUUGCACACCAAAAAAGAUUGCCUCUUUCGAGGAUGCGAAACAGCGAGCAUGGCAGUGGAAGAAGGCGAUCGAGGGGCUUCAGAAUCGGUGAAUCAUUCGUGGCUUCGACGACACAUUCUUUGGAAGAGUUUACAUUUUAAAGAGGAAAAAAAAGUGAGUUCAUUAAUAACUUGAAACUUUCUAGGAAAUUUUAUUCAAUGGAAGUUAUUAUAGUUGGAAGAAAAGAUCAGCUAAUCCCCCAACCCCAAAAGAAGAAAGCUGGAAGGAAGAAGAGAAGAGGAAGAAAGAGUGAUAUUAUUAUAUCAUUGAAUCAUUGCUUGGAAUUGUAUGUGCAGUUCUACUUAAGCCUGUGGGAUUAAUACUUGUAUUGAAGGAUACCUGCCAGUCAUUAAUGAAAUUUAUUCUCAUCAAAUUAUUUUCUAUUA
Momordica charantia (bitter melon) is the source of this 2454-nucleotide messenger RNA. RefSeq names its product 3'-phosphoinositide-dependent protein kinase 1 (gene PDK1). Lineage: Eukaryota; Viridiplantae; Streptophyta; Magnoliopsida; Cucurbitales; Cucurbitaceae. Gene Ontology annotation, biological process: peptidyl-serine phosphorylation; intracellular signal transduction. Gene Ontology annotation, molecular function: ATP binding; cAMP-dependent protein kinase activity. Gene Ontology annotation, cellular component: cAMP-dependent protein kinase complex. The record is from RefSeq and is a predicted model, not a curated record.